This is a messenger RNA of Callithrix jacchus (white-tufted-ear marmoset), 4855 nucleotides long. The record is from RefSeq and is a predicted model, not a curated record. Lineage: Eukaryota; Metazoa; Chordata; Mammalia; Primates; Cebidae.
UGGCACCGGGAACUCGGAGGCGGGGAGCGGCUGGGAAGUGGCCGUGGUGGUUGGCCGCGGUGGAGCUAGCGAGCGGGCGGGCGCGGGCGCGGGAGAGGAGACAGGAGCCAGCGGUGGGCAGCGGCGGCGGGGAUGGCGCGGGCAGGGCCGGCGUGGCUGCUGCUGGCGAUAUGGGUGGUCCUGCCUUCGUGGUUGUCCUCUGCAAAGGUCUCCUCGCUCAUUGAGAGAAUCUCUGACCCCAAGGACUUGAAAAAACUGCUCAGAACCCGGAAUAAUGUACUGGUGCUUUACUCCAAAUCUGAGGCGGCAGCUGAAAAUCAUCUCAGGUUACUGUCCACAGUGGCCCAGGCAGUAAAAGGACAAGGCACCAUCUGCUGGGUGGAUUGUGGUGAUGCAGAGAGUAGGAAAUUGUGCAAAAAGAUGAAAGUUGACCUGAGCCCAAAGGAUAAAAAGGUCGAAUUAUUCCAUUACCAGGAUGGUGCAUUUCAUACUGAAUAUAACCGAGCUGUGACAUUUAAGUCCAUAGUGGCCUUUUUGAAGGAUCCCAAAGGGCCUCCACUGUGGGAGGAAGAUCCUGGAGCCAAAGAUGUUGUCCACAUUGACAUUGAAAAGGACUUCAGACGACUCCUGAAGAAGGAAGAGAGGCCACUACUGGUCAUGUUUUAUGCCCCCUGGUGCAGCGUGUGCAAGAGGAUGAUGCCACAUUUCCAGAAGGCUGCGACUCAGCUGCGAGGCCACGCUGUGCUGGCCGGGAUGAAUGUCCACUCCUCUGAAUUUGAAAACAUCAAGGAGGAAUACAGCGUGCGCGGCUACCCCACCAUCUGCUAUUUUGAGAAAGGAAGGUUCUUGUUCCAGUAUGACAACUAUGGGUCCACAGCCGAGGACAUCGUGGAGUGGCUGAAGAGUCCGCAGCCGCCACAGCCCCAGGUCCCUGAGACUCCCUGGGCAGAUGAGGGCGGCUCCGUUUAUCACCUGACCGAUGAAGACUUUGACCAGUUUCUGAAGGAACACUCCUCUGUCCUCGUCAUGUUCCACGCCCCAUGGUGUGGCCACUGUAAGAAAAUGAAGCCGGAGUUUGAGAAGGCAGCAGAAGCCCUCCAUGGAGAAGCGGAUAGCUCUGGUGUCCUUGCAGCUGUCGAUGCCACCAUCAACAAGGCCCUGGCAGAAAGAUUCCACAUCUCAGAGUUUCCUACAUUGAAGUAUUUUAAGCAUGGAGAGAAACACGAAGUGCCAGUGCUCAGGACAAAGAAGAAGUUUCUGGAGUGGAUGCAAAACCCUGAGGCUCCCCCACCCCCAGAGCCCACAUGGGAAGAGCAGCAGACAAGUGUGUUGCACCUGGUGGGGGACAACUUCCGGGAGACCCUGAAGAAGAAGAAACACACCUUGGUCAUGUUCUACGCCCCUUGGUGUCCACACUGUAAGAAAGUCAUUCCGCACUUCACUGCUGCUGCUGCUGUCUUCAAAGAUGACCGAAAGUUGCUGAUGGCGAGAGGAAACAAGAGCCACUAUUCAGAUUCCCUGUCUUCUCUGUUGGUUGAAAUGUCUAUGAUUUUAUCUGCCUCAGUCCUUCGUGUCAGAGAUGGACUGCCACUUUCUGCUUCUACUGAUUAUGAACAAAGCACAGGAAUGCAGGAGUGCAGAAAGUAUUUUAAAAUGCUCUCGAGGAAACUUGCUCAACUUCCUGAUAGAUGUACGCUGAAAACUGGACAUUAUAACAUUAAUUUUAUUAGCUCUCUGGGAGUGAGCUACAUGAUGUUGUGCACUGAAAAUUACCCAAAUGUUCUCGCCUUCUCUUUCCUGGAUGAGCUUCAGAAGGAGUUCAUUACUACUUAUAACAUGAUGAAGACAAAUACUGCUGUCAGACCAUACUGUUUCAUUGAAUUUGAUAACUUCAUUCAGAGGACCAAGCAGCGAUAUAAUAAUCCCAGGUCUCUUUCAACAAAGAUAAAUCUUUCUGAUAUGCAGAUGGAAAUCAAGCUGAGGCCCCCUUAUCAAAUUUCCAUGUACGAACUGGGGUCAGCCAAUGGAGUCACAUCAGCAUUUUCUGUUGACUGUAAAGGUGCUGGUAAGAUUUCUUCUGCUCACCAGCGACUGGAACCAGCAACUCUGUCAGGGAUUGUGGGAUUUAUCCUUAGUCUUUUAUGUGGAGCUCUGAAUUUAAUUCGAGGUUUUCAUGCUAUAGAAAGUCUCCUGCAGAGUGAUGGUGAUGAUUUGAAUUACAUCAUUGCAUUUUUCCUUGGAACAGCAGCCUGCCUUUACCAGUGUUAUUUGCUUGUCUACUACACCGGCUGGCGAAAUGUCAAAUCUUUUUUGACUUUUGGCUUAAUCUGUCUAUGCAACAUGUAUCUCUAUGAACUGCGCAACCUCUGGCAGCUUUUCUUUCAUGUGACUGUGGGAGCAUUUGUUACACUACAGAUCUGGCUAAGGCAAGCCCAGGGCAAGGCUCCCGACUAUGAUGUCUGACACCAUCCUUCAGAUCUAUUGCGUUGGCUUCAGGGAGAAAAGGAGGAAACAUACCAUAACUGCCACUGUGAUAAAGAAGCUCUUCCCCACAGAGGAGAAGCUCUGCUUUCUUUCUCUCCAACUUUCCUUUUUUAAAAUCAGCAUGGCAUGCCUGUGAGCAUGGAAGACCUGCUAGGAAAAGUCCUGUCAGAAGAAUGUUGGCCAUGAGAUUAUCAUUCAGAGAAGGGGGAGAUUUCUCUCUUCAAGGCCGUAACAGUGCAAGAACAGUCAUAUGCCAUUGAAGACUUGGCCAGCAGUUCUGAAUCCUUCCUGAAGAGUUCAAAAAAUAGAUGUUGUACUUGCUCUGAGGACCAGGCAGGAGGAACUCUACAACCUGCGUUUGCCUUUGCGAGGCAUUAGUAUAGACCAAAUAAAAAGCUGCAGAAAUUGGAAAGUUUGUUUUAAAUAAAUGACUGUGAUAAAUAUCAGAUUAUUUGCACAUUUAUAGUACUAAGAGUUUAUAAAGUCCAAGAUAGUGUGAAAUUGCUUUUUACUUUUAUAUCUUUGCUUGAAUCUUAACUCUGGAAAUCACCUGAUACAAAAGAAGGCUGUGAUGAGCUCAUCUCUGGAACAUCACAGGUAUUGAAAAUACAGUAAUGUAUGUUUCCUUUUUAAUCCACAUUUGUUGUUUCUUUUGAAAUUACGUCUCAAAAAUAUGAUUCAGACUAUAGCCAUUGUUUCCCAAACUUCAGUUUCUUAAGUACUACUUGUAUUACUAUUUUCUUAAUAUUUAUCUUUUAAAUUUUAAAGUUUUUUAAAAAAUGAAUCCUCCAAGUUGAAAACAAGUAUCAAUUUGCCAUAAAUAAAAGGUAACCACAAAAUAAAUAAGAUGAACACAGAAAAUGUUGUUCAGUUCUAGCUAGAAACUAAUGCCUAGAAACGCUCUGAAUCUGAGGCUCGCUCUUUGUGGCAGUGAGGAUGUUACCAGCACCGUCGAGAGGUGCUGUCUCUGGAAUAAUCAGAGAAUAAAAGGAAACUGUAAAGGGAAUGACAUUCUCACUGUGAUUCAGCAUUAUUUUAUGUUGUGUACUACUUAAAGACAUCUUGUGUGCCACCAGUGGUAUGGGUCCUGCACUAUGGAAAUACUUGACUGUACUAAGAAUCAGAAGGUAGCUUUCCUAGCAACUCAUUAUUUUAUGGCUUUGAGGAAUUAACCCCCUAGUAUCUGAGAGAACUUACUUGCUUUUUGAUAAUGUUUUAAAGAUUGUUUAAGCAGUUGUGAAUUAAUAAUAUAGGAAGCACAGUUUGAUUCCAUUAGCAAAAUCUUUGACUCUCAUGGUUUUAGAAGCCAUCUUCAAGAAUGAUUUUCCUUUGUUUAAAAUAUUUCAAACAAGGAAUUCAUAGGAUACUGAAAUUUGAUGUCAUACAGAAAAACAGUAGACCCCAUUACAUUGUAAUUGUUGUUACUGGGCUCAUUUAUUAAGUAGAAGAAAUAGUCCAGACGAUAAAGUCAGUGAACUGUGUUGUUUGCGUGAACCAGUAUUUGCGGAUCUGUCUAGAACUAUAAAAUCCUGCUUAACUAGAACGUUGGUGGGCACUCUCCUUUUAGAAGAAUGAGGUAAAAGGAAGACAAUAAGCUUAUGAUAUCAGGAAUUCAUGUAAAACUAGAAACACUAGUUUGCUCCAGUUUUCUGCUCUAACAAGCCUACUCUGAAAUUAUGCAUAUUCUGAGAGAUACCCCAAGGCAUCACAAGAUCCUAAAUCAUCAAAACACCAUUGAAUUGUGUUGGGCAUUUUGUAGCCUGGAAAGCAAAGUGGUUCCAUUUAGAAAGUUUUUCAGGCCAGGCACGGUGGCUCACACCUGUAAUCCCAGCUCUUUGGGAUCAGGAGUUUGAGAACCAGCCUAGCCAACAUGGUAAAACAUCAUCUCUACUAAAAAUACAAACAUUAGCUGGACAUGGUGGCAUGUGCCUUUACUCCCAGCUACUCAAGAGGCUCAGGCACGAGAACUGUUUGAACCUGGGAGGUGGAAGACUUAAUGCAUUUAAGUCUUUAAUUCUAAUAUAUAUAUAUUAGAAAUGUUUUCUGAACUAAUGGAUAAAACAGGUUGUUUUUUUUUUAAAUAGUCAACUGGAAAGUUGGAGCAUCCUGGUUAAUUGAGAUUUUGCUCUGUAUUGGUACAGCGUGUACCCGUUUGGUUCAGGAGCUACCUCCUUGUCAUUGAAUUGAUGAGUUAUAAUGUUUGGUAUUCAGAUACAAUCAGCAAGAACACUUGAAAACUCCUCGCCAGUUAUUUUUAAAGGCUUACUUUGUUUUUUGUUUUUAUUUUUUCACUGGCUAUUUUGGAUAAGAGAAUGUUUACAUUUUAAUGUAAAAAAAAUGAAAACAUGUAUAAACGUUUUAUGUAUAGAAA